Meloidogyne enterolobii is the source of this 1322-nucleotide messenger RNA. The record is from the annotation of a GenBank genome assembly. Lineage: Eukaryota; Metazoa; Nematoda; Chromadorea; Rhabditida; Meloidogynidae.
UUCUAGCUAAUGGAGGAAGUUUAAUUAGUCAAAAUUGGGGCAAAGAACUGAAUAUAGUUCUUGAAAAUUCCCAAUUAUUUUCUCAAUAUGUUAUCCAAAAAAUAUUUUUAAAGAGAAUUAUGGCACCAGCCACAAUCCCUAGUUGUUGUUUAACUGCUGAGCAAAAAGAUAUUCUCAUAGAUGCGGUCCAUGAACGACCAGUUAUUUGGGACUGUUCUAUACCUGAUUAUCAAGAUGUUCAAAAUAGAAGGGCUGCGUUUGCUGAAGUAGCUGAAAUACUUUCUGAUGAUAAAUCUAAAUAUUCUGGACCAGAAAUGCAAGUUGAAUGGAAAAAGUUGAGGGAUAUUUUUAAUAGGACUUUAAAAAAGGUUGUAGCUAAUGGAGGAAGUGAUUCUGAAAUUACUUGGCGUUAUUGGCAAAAGUUACAAUUUAUUGCCGAUCAUGAACGUACACAAAUUUAUAAAGCAAUGCAAAAAUGGAGUAAGAAAGUUCCUUCGUCAUUAUCGUUAUCUCCACCAAUUAAAUCAAAUUUUAAUAAUUUAAAAAGAAGAUCUUCAAAUCUUUCAUCCCAGUCAACAAAUAAUCGACGUUUUAAUAAAAUCUCUGAUGGGAAAAGAACAACAUCAAUGGUACAACAACUAGCUGAAGUUGCACAAACAGCCAGAGAACUUUUAGGAAUUGAAACUAAACAAGAAGAGAUUGAGAAAUUCAAAGAAGAAAUUAAUGAAGAAGAAGAAAAAUAUAAAUUAAUUAAUGAAGAUGGUGAAAUUAUUGAUGAAGAUGGAAGGGAAGAAGAAAAGGGUAAUAAUUGUGAAGCAAUAGAACAACAGCAGCAAAAAAUAAAUAGUAAAAAACAAAGGAUAAAAGAAUUCAAUAGCAUUCAGGAACAACAACAACGUCCUAUUGAUACAAUUGGCCAAAUGCUUUUACUUGGUUCACAAUUACAAAAUUCAUCUUUUAAUGGGAUUGAUUGUUCAUCUAUUGGAAAUGAUAAUAAUCAAACGUCAACUACAUGCACAACAACAGAAUUAAAUAAAACAAUAGAUAAUAAUGACUUACCAAAGUUAUUAAAUGAAUUAUUAUCUAGAGGAACAGAGAUUAUAGAAACAACAAAAGAAUGUUUCGGAAGAACAAAAUGGCCAAUAAAUUCACAAAUUAAAAAUGAAGGAACUAAAAGGCCACAUGUUGAAGAGCAACUAAAAAAUGAAUGGAAUUAUUGUAAUGGUAGCAAUAUAAAGGCAGAACAACAUCAAUCUAUAAUUCGAACACAAAAACAAACAAGUGGUUCAGAUCAAUUUGAUGUUUUUGGUAAUAUUUUUUGA